AAUAUAUCACACACUUUUGCGGAAUAUUGUUACUAGUACGGUCUAUAUCUCUAUAUUUUAAUAAUAGGUAUGUCAGCAAAAUAAAUUUUCUAAGCUUUGACCUCUCGGUGGCACAUAAUUAAAUUAAAAUGGAGAAAAUAAUAAUCUGGUUAGCUGUUAUAAGCAUGACGACAGCUUCAAUAAAUGGGCAUGGUAAUGAUAAUGAUGUGAAAACUAUUGAAGCUACAUUCGAUCGCUAUUCACCCUCAUGGAAGGAUUUGGAUAGACGACCUUUGCCAGAAUGGUAUGAUAAAGCGAAAAUUGGAAUAUUUCUCCAUUGGGGUGUGUACUCCGUACCGAGUUUUGGAUCAGAAUGGUUUUGGACCAAUUGGGUUGGUGGCAAUAAGAAAUACAUUGACUUUAUGAACAAGAAUUACCCACCUGGAUUUACCUAUCAAGAGUUUGCUCCCAUGUUCAAAGCUGAAUUUUUUGAACCAAAUGACUGGGCAACUCUAUUUAAAAAAGCUGGCGCUAAAUAUAUUGUUCUCACAAGUAAACAUCAUGAAGGAUUUACUCUCUUCCCCUCAAGAAGAUCAUUCAGUUGGAAUUCAGUAGAUGUCGGGCCGAAAAGGGACCUUGUAGGUGAUUUAGCACAAGCUGUAAGAAAACAAGGAAUGAAGUUUGGUGUUUAUCAUUCUUUAUAUGAGUGGUAUAAUCCAAUUUAUUUAGAAGACAAGCGAUCUCUCUUCUUGAAGAAGAACUAUCCAACUACUAAGCUCUGGCCAGAUAUUAAGCAGUUGAUAAAUGAUUACCAGCCCUCGGUUCUAUGGUCAGAUGGUGAUUGGGAAGCUUUAGAUGCCUACUGGAAUUCAACAGACUUGAUAGCAUGGCUGUAUAAUGAUAGUCCAGUGAAGGAUGAGAUUGUUGUGAAUGAUAGAUGGGGUAUUGGUAUACCGUGCCAUCAUGGCGACUUUUACAAUUGUGCUGAUAGAUAUAAUCCAGGAAAACUUCAAUCACACAAAUGGGAAAAUGCUUUUACGGUGGAUUCAAAGUCGUGGGGCUACAGGCGUGACAUGAAACUGUCCGAAAUACUCACUUUUAAAGAACUGCUCAAAGAAGUGGUAUCAACUGUUAGCUGUGGAGGAAAUGUGCUAAUAAACGUAGGACCAACCAAAGAAGGUACAAUCGUGCCAAUAUUCCAAGAGCGGCUAUUAGCACUUGGCGAUUGGCUGCAAAUAAAUGGUGAAGCGAUCUAUGAAACAUCACCAUGGGUGCACCAAAACGAUAGCUUGAACAGUGAAGUUUGGUACACUUGUACUAAAAAUGAGUACAAUGGUGCUAAUCCCACGGCUAUUCCAAGCCAAUCUGAUACAGUAAUAUCUAUAUAUGCGACGUUUUUCUCUUGGCCAAAGGAUAAUGUCCUUAAAGUCAAGGAUUUAGCGACUUAUCUGCGGAGAGGCACUUAUAGAGUCACUCUGCUGGGCAACGAUGAAGUAUUGCAUUGGAAACUCUCAUCUGGUGUUGGACUCAUAGAGCUGCCAGACAAAGCCACAGUGAAGUCAAACGACGCAUGGUCACUCAAGUUGUCCUUUAAAUAAAUUGCUAGUUGGUACAAGAAAGUUUUAGUUUAUGGUGUAGUGAUGUAAUUGUAACUUUAUCUGAAUAAAAUUAUUAAAAUAUUA
This is a messenger RNA of Colias croceus (clouded yellow), 1661 nucleotides long. RefSeq names its product tissue alpha-L-fucosidase (gene Fuca). Gene Ontology annotation, molecular function: alpha-L-fucosidase activity. The transcript is spliced from 7 exons. Lineage: Eukaryota; Metazoa; Arthropoda; Insecta; Lepidoptera; Pieridae. Bases 129 to 1577 code for a protein of 482 amino acids. The record is from RefSeq and is a predicted model, not a curated record. Gene Ontology annotation, cellular component: lysosome. Gene Ontology annotation, biological process: fucose metabolic process; glycoside catabolic process.